ACCGUUCGGCCAGGCUGUGGGCGUCGCGAGAAGACUGGCGCGCCCUUUAGCGUGUUGAGUCUGUAAGAAAUGGAAGCUGGCAAUGCACGAAUUUGAUCAUUCAGAGAUCCGAACAGUUGAGUCUGUGAAUGGCGCCAAAACAGGACCCUAAACCUAAAUUUCAAGAAGGUGAAAGAGUUCUGUGUUUUCAUGGGCCAUUGCUUUACGAAGCAAAGGCGGUGAAAACAAAUAUCAAGGAGAAGCAAAUUAAGUACUUCAUUCAUUACAGUGGAUGGAACAAAAACUGGGAUGAAUGGGUUCCUGAAAGCAGAGUACUCAAAUAUGUGGACAGCAACUUGCAGAAACAAAAAGAGCUUCAAAAGGCUAAUCAAAAUGCCGACGAUGACUCGAAGAUGGGAGAACAUAAAAAGCAUCAUGAUGUCGAAGGAAAGAUGAGGGGUGUAGCACCAAGCAAGAAGAUUGCUGCUGUGCAGCAGAAAAAUGUUGAUCUGAAAGCGAAAAAGACAAAACUGAAGUCACCCGGGGCUGGUGAAGGCACCAGCAUAGGAGAGAUGCCACAGCCUCCGCGGAAGAAGCGGGCUCGCGUUGACCCGACUGUGGAGUGUGAGGAGACAUUCAUCAACCGUGUUGAGGUCAAGGUGAAGAUUCCAGAGGAGCUGAAGCCGUGGUUAGUUGAUGACUGGGAUCUCAUCACUAGACAAAAACAGCUUUUUCAUCUGCCUGCGAAAAAGAAUGUGGAAUCUGUCUUGGAGGACUAUGCAAACUAUAAGAAGUCAAGAGGAACUUCAGAAAGCAAGGAGUAUGCGGUGAACGAGGUGGUGGCCGGGAUCCGGGAGUACUUCAACGUCAUGCUCGGCACUCAGCUGCUGUACAAGUUCGAGAGGCCCCAAUACGCAGAGAUACUGGCGGAUCACCCCGAUGCUCCCAUGUCCCAGGUCUAUGGGGCCCCACACCUUCUACGUCUCUUUGUGCGGAUCGGGGCCAUGCUGGCUUACACUCCCCUGGACGAGAAGAGCCUGGCUCUGCUGCUGAACUACCUGCAGGACUUCCUCAAGUACCUUGUAAAAAAUUCCGCCACCCUCUUCAGUGCCUGCGACUAUGAGGUGGCCCCGCCAGAGUACCAUAGGAAAGCAGUCUGAGUGGAGAGAGCAGGAAGGAGAACUAUUGAUCCCUUAAGGGAAUGGCAGGCCUCUUCCAAGACUACAUGUAACCCUCUCUAAGUCUUUGAGUGGAACGCUGGACAAUUUUAUUUUAUUUUUUGCUGAACACUUGAGGUCCUCAGGAGCCAGUUAUGUCUGGAUCAGAGCCGUGGCUUUUAAGGCAUACUGUUUUUAUUUCUCUCCCACAGGAUAUGUAAAACAAAUGAGACGGGCAUGUUUUUUUCUCCCAAUAUGGGGGUCUUAUUUUCAUGAGCAGCUCUGUAAUGUUUCUGUGCAUUCCAUAAGAUCUUUUUUGGCACUGUUUUUUUCCCUCAAUGACUUUGCAUGUGUUGAUUUUAUGGAUAUGUGUUGGCAUGAAUUACAUGCAAUUCGAUGCUAACUACAAUUUCUGUAGACUGUAAAACAAAUUCUAAUGUCUUUGGUGGAUACAUUAGCUGUGUAAUGGUUGGCUUUCCUUUUGUAAUAAAGAUGUUUCUACACAG
Esox lucius (northern pike) is the source of this 1642-nucleotide messenger RNA. Its product is annotated as mortality factor 4-like protein 1. The record is from RefSeq and is a predicted model, not a curated record. Gene Ontology annotation, cellular component: NuA4 histone acetyltransferase complex; nucleus. The transcript has 13 exons. Lineage: Eukaryota; Metazoa; Chordata; Actinopteri; Esociformes; Esocidae. The coding region runs from base 129 to 1139 and encodes 336 amino acids. Gene Ontology annotation, biological process: chromatin organization; regulation of DNA-templated transcription.